GCUCUCGCCCCGCCCGACAACUCUUCGCACCUCCUCUCCUCUGCUGCUGCUCUCCCGCGCCUCACCUUCCUUCCAGACCCGUGCGAUCGCGAUGAGGAACCUGGCUAUCUUCCUCGAGCUCUUUUGCAUCGUCUCGCUGUCUGUCAGUGCAGCUUCGAUCGAUAAAAGGAUUGUGCCUCCCCUUAAAUGCGACUCCAAUCCAUUCCAUGAGUCGACGCUGACCGUCAUUCCGGCGGACCAGCACAGCGAUCAGCAAUACGACAAGCACAGCGAGAACAUGAUUGUGCCUACUGUGCCCUUGAACAGUCGCGACCUCCUUAAUGACUACCGCAACGGAGAGGCGUGGAAUCACUAUCUCUACAAGAGGUCCGAACUCGAUGUCUCGCAGGAACGAGACUUCGGUGUCGGCGUCCAAGACAACCGUCUAGUUCCCUAUGCCUACAAAGACCAUGGCGCCAAUCCUACAUUUAAAUUCUAUACAUGCCAUUCUGACAUGAUGGGCUACUCCAAGGAGGACGAUGGACAGGGAAAUAAGGUCGUCUACGGACACCUGAAGCCAAGUGAUCAAGCUGAUCGAUGCAUUACGGCGGCCACCCUGCUGCGCCGGAACGAGAGAUACAAAGUCGAAAAUUGCGAACAUUCGGAUGACAGCGGACAGUUUCUACAGUGGUGGCGUCUUGACAUCAACGUGAAGAGGUACGAGGACGGUACGGUGAGCAAGUUGUAAGAAUGCUUGCGAGCAGAGCCUUGAGUUGGCUAAUAUUUAGCGCAGAAAGAGACCAGCCACUGGCUCACCUUUGUCGGCAAGCCCAAGAACUCCGAUGGGGUGGGCGAAUACUCCACGCUUAUCGUUUAUGGCAACCUCACAAGCAACAACGAGCUUGCGCUUGACUACAAGAAGCCAGACGAAGAUCCUCUCCCUGGGGGCUUUCUGGCGUAUCUUCUCUUCGGUCGCAGCAAGUCCAAUGUCGGCAAGUGACAAGAUUCUCUCCGCCUACUGGCUCUAUGCGCCACAUGCGCCCUGCGAUCGGACGU
Molecule: messenger RNA, 1035 nt
Organism: Acaromyces ingoldii
Lineage: Eukaryota; Fungi; Basidiomycota; Exobasidiomycetes; Exobasidiales; Cryptobasidiaceae
Exons: 5
Coding region: 92-727 (211 amino acids)
Source: RefSeq, a predicted model, not a curated record